This is a messenger RNA of Cyphellophora attinorum, 1023 nucleotides long. RefSeq names its product Reticulon-4-interacting protein 1, mitochondrial. NCBI's taxonomy places the organism in Eukaryota, Fungi, Ascomycota, Eurotiomycetes, Chaetothyriales, Cyphellophoraceae. Gene Ontology annotation, cellular component: mitochondrion. The transcript has a single exon. The record is from RefSeq and is a predicted model, not a curated record. Gene Ontology annotation, molecular function: oxidoreductase activity. The coding region runs from base 1 to 1023 and encodes 340 amino acids.
AUGGCAAACAGCAAGGUGCGAUCAUGGAUCUACACCAAAGCGGGCUAUCCGCAGACACUGCACUUGGGCGAGACGGAACUCCCGGCAGCACCUGCUUCCGGGCACAUCCUAGUAGAGGUGAAGGCCACCGCAUUGAAUCCCGUGGAUAUCCAGUUGAUGAACGUGCCUCUCAACUCUUUGCCAGGCCUCAAUGCACCAAAAAUUCCAAGUCGUGACUUCUCCGGCAUUGUCCUUGCUGCAGCAUCAGACAGUGGGUAUGCAAAAGGAGACGAGGUUAUGGGCAUCUCCAUGGAUUUCAAAACCACAGGCUUCCUGACACAGGUUGCGAGCGUCGAUGUGAAAACAUCCUGUAUCAUCCCAAAGCCUGAACAUAUGGACUGGAAGCAAGCAGCAAGUCUGCCGCUGGUCUGGCUCACAGCAAGGACUUCAAUCGAAAAGGCAGUGCCCUAUAUGAAGGCAGCGACUGCGUCCGACAAUCGCAUUGUGGUACUCGGGGGCAGCUCAAGCACAGGUCUGUACACAGUACGGAUUGCACACGAGAGAGGCUGGAGGGUGCUGUCCUCGUGUUCCGGUCGGAAUGUGGAAUUCGUGAAAGGAUUGGGGGCCGACGAGGUGGUGGACUACACCACAUCGCCUACUGCUGUCGUUGAUGCAGUCAGGAGGUUCCAGCCAAAUGCGAUCAUCGACUGUGUGGGAGGCACGGACUGCAUUGGUCUUGCGCCGCAGUAUGUCACUAUCGUUGGUGACAAAACAAGCAGAGCGACCAUUGGCGGCAGUGCGUUGUAUUACACACAUCCGAAGAUGUAUCUUAGGUGGUUGUUCGGCUACCUUGGCCUCGGAAACUCGUACGAGUGCAUCAUUCUUGAUGCGAAGAAAGAAUAUCUGGAGGAGUGCGCGAAGCUGAAAGGGGACGACGAAAUUAUCAUCGACAGCACCUUCGACUUCGGCCGAGCGAAAGAGGCAUUCGAGAGGAUGGACACGGGUCGAGCCAGGGGCAAAGUCGUCGUGGAGCUCCACGGGUAG